CUGAAUUGUGAAAUAAGCGAAGGGGUCAAAUGUCAUCUAGAAUUCUAUACAACACUAUUCAUACUCACUCGACGUCACGCACUCGGAAAAGUAUCAGGCUGUAUGGAAAGUUCGUGUGAUUAGGUGAUAUUACACUAUCAGCUAUUAAUUAGAAUACAACAUUUUUCGAGAAGGAACGCACGCAAUGAGAUAUGUUGUGAAAAAUUCAUAUUUAUUGAAGUGGAGUAAUUAUAUUUGAAUUUGCUAAUAAGGAUUUCAAACAAUUGGAUAGAUGAUUUAUGUUCCGUUUCAUACACAAAAACGGAAUCGAUACAUGUCUCCUUUUAUUCAUAACUCGGAGUAAAACGAUUGAACUGUAUUGUAUUACGCGCUUCUUUCUCGAGAUCAACCUGUAGUACCCAUUUACCUGCAGUAAAUGUUUCGCAAAAGUGAUAAAGGAGAUUUUUCCGAUGUGGAAAACCAAAAUAAGGAUCUCGAGAGACGUCUUGAGAAGUUGGAAAAGGAAAAUAGAAAGCUGAGGAAGAAAAAGAAGAGGAAGAGCCAUCGUCGCAGGAAUAGAUCGAGUGAUGCGGUCACUGACGAGUUGUCGUCGAGCGGAUAUCGUGACCGUUCCAGAUAUCCCAGAGCGAGAUCUUUUAGUUCGGAUCGGUGUGUUUCUUCAGUUCCUCCAGAUAGGAGUGAACAAGAAGAUAACCCAGCAGAUGACAGGCAGGCAAGUCAGAUGCAUCGGGUUUUGCUGGAUUCCACGAAUCAGUUAACAAAUCUACGGAACAUCCCUGUCGAUCAUGUGCCACCGGUAGAUUUAAGUGAGCCAGCGAUAUUGAACACAGAAGCUGCGUUAAGUUCUGAUAUUUUAGAUAUUUUUGGUAAGCGUAUCUGCGAAGAAAGAGUCUUCGCUCCUCCAGUUCAUAAAGAUCUGGUGAUACGCUGCGAAGAUGUUAUUAAGGAGGGCCUGUCGGAGGAAAUUAGAGUAAAGGUUCUGAAGAAAUAUCCACCUCCUAAAAACUGUACGUCCAUUGAUCCUCCUAAACUAAAUCCUGAGUUCAAAUUUGUUGUCCAGGAGUUGAUUCCGAAAAGGGAUGACCGCAUUCGGAAGAAACAGGAAAAGAUUACUGUUUCUUUGGCUCUCGCAAUGCAAGCAAUGUCUAUUGCUGUGAAGGGGAAAGACAAUCCUAAAAUGCUGUCUUUAGUUAAAGACAGCACUUUAGAUUUGAUCCAGCUAUUGGCGGAUCUGCAGCACGAUGAAACAAUUUGGAAGAAGUGUUGA
This is a messenger RNA of Hylaeus anthracinus, 1267 nucleotides long. RefSeq lists its product as uncharacterized. The coding region runs from base 416 to 1267 and encodes 283 amino acids. The record is from RefSeq and is a predicted model, not a curated record. Lineage: Eukaryota; Metazoa; Arthropoda; Insecta; Hymenoptera; Colletidae. The transcript is spliced from 4 exons.